This is a messenger RNA of Planococcus citri (citrus mealybug), 5529 nucleotides long. Its product is annotated as U2 snRNP-associated SURP motif-containing protein. Gene Ontology annotation, molecular function: RNA binding. Gene Ontology annotation, biological process: RNA processing. The record is from RefSeq and is a predicted model, not a curated record. The transcript has 23 exons. NCBI's taxonomy places the organism in Eukaryota, Metazoa, Arthropoda, Insecta, Hemiptera, Pseudococcidae. Gene Ontology annotation, cellular component: nucleus. Bases 2406 to 5351 code for a protein of 981 amino acids.
CACUGCGAUCUAGAAUUGUAAACAAAAAUAAGUAACUGCAACUGACUUCAGAACUUCACUAGAAAAACGUUGAAUUGUUAUCUGCUCUACCAAGUUUACUGCAUUCGAAUUUGUAAAAUAUCCAUGAUGGAUUAUUAAUUAGAAUUAGAAUUAGAAAUUAGUGUCAGUAUUGCUGCCCUCGGAAAUCAUGGACAGCUGCAAGUCCCAGUGCAAUGUAUGUUUAGCGGAUUUCGACGACAUUGAAGACCUCGCCAUUCAUAAUUUGGACCAUCUCGUGAUCUCAAUUUCAUCAGUCCCGCUAUGCCCGUGGUGCGAAAUAGAAAUGCCAGUUCUAGCUGACUUCUGUCAUCAUGUAAUGAAUCACUUUAUAGAAGGUGAACUGGAACAGGCUAGAUUCAUUGAAUGGUUGUCGAAACAGAAUAGCAAUGACUUCAACAGCACAAAUAGAAAAUCAAAAGAAGAAUGGAAAGCAGUAACGGUCGAAGUAUUUGAAGUACGGUUACCAGUGAUUACGCAAGAUUUCCUAUGCUUAUAUUGCGAAAAGCUGUGCGGUGGUCAAGGUCAAAAAAGCGUGAACCACAUCUUGAGUCAUUUUCCAACCAUCUCUAGUCAUAGAAAAGUUCAUGUGGUGCUGUGGUUCACGAGAUUUUUCGAAACUGUGGAAUCGACUUCCAUUGUUGAAACUUACUGUAAUUAUCUUCAAGAGAUCAAAAAACUUGAUUCGAAUUCGCACCUGUUGGAGAAAAUCUCAAUGUUCGAAAAUGAUAACACGAAUAAAUGUCGUCUGUGCCAAUGUCAACUACCAGAUGCAGCAAGUUUGUAUUGCCAUUACAUGAAUUAUCACUGUGAUACUCCCAUAGUAUAUUGGAACUGCUCUAUUUGUAAUUUCAAAGAAGCAGAUAGUACCGAAUUCGUGAACCACGUGUAUACAAAACACAUGAGAUGUAUUUGUGGUAAAAAAUACCGAAGUUUUGAUGCUUGCCUUCGUCACUCAAAUAAGUGUUUCCGAGCUUGCCCUUACUGUAAGGUCAAACUCCCCUUUGAAUCUAUGAUCAGGCAUUUGAAUAAAGGAAGAAAAGAUUUAAUCUGUCCGUAUUGUGGCGAUAGAGAACACGAUUUGGAAAAAUUGAAAAGCCACGUACGUAGCUGCCCUUCGCCAGUUCCUGGUGUUUCUUGUCCAACCUGUAAGAAUUUCAGAUUCAACGAAGACGCAAAAUUAAAGGAACAUUUGUUAGAAUGUAAACCCUGGUUCGAUGAUUCUAGUGAGAAUAAGCCUUGUCAACCGUCACCGUUUAUUGAAAAAAAUAACCGCAUCAACGUUUACGAUAUUCGAAGUUAUUUGGACGAAAAAAUAGUUGGUAUGAUAGAAGAUAAGUUUCUAUAGUAAUUCAUCUAUGUUAAUGCUUUGUUAGUUUUUCCUUUUUGAGUAUUAUUUUUAAGAUGACGAUUUCCUGUUAUGUUGUUGGUAAGAAACGUGUGUUCUACUCAUCUGUUUACUUGAUUUAAGACUGAAUUUUUUACAAUUUUAUUUGUCAGUAUUUUGUACACUUCAUCUUCAUUGUAUCAAUGUGAGAAUAUAUGAUAGGUACUUUGAAAAAUGAGCUCUCUUGCAAUAUAUUUAUUUUUUCAUCACUUCAUCAUCUAAGUUUCGGCUUUCGUCAAGUCCACGCGCUUGCGCAAUGCGUGAUGCUAAAGCUCUGUUCUAUUCGCUGCUCCGAGCAACUCCGAGUUGCUUCGAGCAGCAAUACUGUGUUCUUUUGGCACAUUUUUACUCGGAGUAAUCCGUCUAAUCGUUCUUUUCGCAAGGAGUAGAGUCAAAAGAGCUGCUCUAGAGCAGGUUUUUCUACACCUGCUGAAAAGGAAGUGCAGAAGGAGUAGAGUAAAAAGAGCAGAUUUUUUAAGGCGACAUUUUUUUUUUUUUUUACAAUCAGUAUUCCGACAUUCCGUUUUACGAGUGUUUAUUUUCUUUUUUUUGUUGAAAUUUAGUUGUUUUACAAGGUGUUCUUGGAUUUGUGUUCUUUUCGAAGACUCAUUUCCCCUACUCUCUCUACUCUUUUAUCAGUUCCGGAGAAAAUCACGAGAGUACACAGAGCUACUCGGAGUAGCGAAUAGAACAGAGCUUGUGGUCCCGGCUACAUUGAAAUGCUCCUUGGUAAAGUUGUGAUAACAAAACCCAAUAAAAUUUCGUUUUGGUCUUUGAAAACCAAAAGUUUUCAGUUUUCCUUUCUUGUUUGUCAAACGAAAAAUUUUGCUAAUUUCAGAAUUCAGACUUCAGUUUUUCAGUAAGUUAUCUCGUAGUAUGGUAACGUGAAUCGAUAGAAUGUUCGAAUACAGUUCAGCUAGUGUGAAAAUAUUUUGAAAUUGAACAAUAAUAGUGCUGUUAGGGUUACUCAAACGACGACAAGAUGAACGAGAAAACCAUGAAAAAGAUCGCUGAUCAAAAAUUGAAAGCGUUCUCAAUCGGUUCGAUGGGCAAUCGAUCGAUGAGUAAACGAGAGUUGGAAGAAAUGAAGAAGAAAGAACAAGAACAAGCCGCUGCUCAAGCUUUUCAAGAAUUCAUAGCUGAUUUCGAAGAAGCUCCGUCGAAUAAGGUUAAUAAAACAUGGAUUAAAGCUGGCACCUAUGACGCCGGUAGAAGGCAGGAAGAUUCAAAGGAUAGAGGUAAAAUUUACCGGCCGACGCCUAAAAUCGAAACUGAAAAGUCGAGCGCUGUCAGAGCCGAGGAAUAUGCCAAACAGUUGAGUGAAAAACGACCCGAAAAACCGAAGAAAAAGAAAGAAGGCGAAAAGAAGAAAACGAAUUUGGAAUUAUUCAAGGAAGAAUUAAAAAUGAUACAAGAAGAAAGAGAAGAACGACACAAGUACAAAGGAGCUAUGAAAUCAACUUUUGAAGAACCUGAAUUAUCUAAAGGAACUGAAGAUGGUAAAUUAGGAUCUUUCGAUAAUGGCGAUCCAAAUACUACGAAUUUGUACUUGGGAAACUUGAAUCCAAAAAUUACCGAACAACAAUUAAUGGAGGUUUUCGGAAAAUAUGGUCCUUUGGCGAGUAUAAAAAUAAUGUGGCCUCGAUCCGACGAAGAAAAGGCUCGUGGUAGAAAUUGUGGUUUUGUUGCGUAUAUGAGUCGUAAAGACGGAGAAAGAGCUCUUCGUUGUUUAAAUGGUAAAGAUGUAAUGCAAUACGAGAUGAAAUUAGGAUGGGGUAAAGGAGUUCCGAUACCACCUUUUCCAAUUUAUAUUCCUCCUAAGCUCUUAGCUAUGACGAUGCCACCUCCGCCUUCUGGUUUACCUUUUAAUGCCCAACCACUCACUCGUGAUAAGCACAGACUUCCCAAGAGUAGAUCUGGUGAACUAUUGUGUCCAGAAGACGAAGAACGAAUGAAUAAGGUUUUGAAUCAAGCUAUUGUUAAAGUUGUUGUUCCUACAGACAGAAAUUUAUUGAUGCUGGUUCAUCAUAUGAUAGAAUUCGUAAUACGAGAAGGACCAAUGUUCGAAGCUAUGAUAAUGAAUAAAGAAAUAAAUAAUCCUAUGUUCAGAUUUUUAUUCGAAAACCAGAGCCCAGCUCAUAUUUACUACAGAUGGAAAUUAUUUUCCAUGUUACAAGGUGACAGUCCCAGAGAAUGGAGAACAGAUGAAUUCAGAAUGUUCAAUGGCGGUUCUAUUUGGAAACCUCCUCCCAUGAACCCGUUUAUAAAUGGUAUGCCGGAUGAACUCGUCGAAGAUGACGUAGAUGUACGAAAAGGCAGCUUGAGCGUUACUCAACGCGAACGUCUAGAAGAUCUUUUACGCAAUAUUACCCCGGAAAGAUUAAAAGUAGCCGAGGGUAUGGUAUUUUGUAUAGAACACGCCGAUGCUGCCGAAGAAAUUUGCGAAUGUAUUUUAGAAUCGUUAUCAAGUUUAAGCACCGCUUUGUAUAAAAAGGUUGGAAGAUUAUAUUUGGUAUCUGAUAUUUUGCACAAUUGCGGUGUAAAAAUUUCCAAUGCUUCGUUCUUUCGACGAGCUUUGGAAACUCGUCUGCUGAAAAUCUUCGAAGAAACGAGAAAAACUUACGAAAAUAUCGAAAGUCGAAUCAAAGCCGAAGGAUUCCGUACCAGAGUUAUGCAAAUAUUGAAAGCCUGGAGCGAUUGGGCCAUUUAUCCUAAAGAAUUUCUCAUCAAAAUACAAAAUACGUUUCUAGGAUUAUCACCUUAUCAUGGUUACGAAGGCAGUGAUAGCGAAAACGACGACCGUAUCGCCGGUUCCGAUUACGGCUGUAAAGUGCCCGACGAUAGCGAACUCGAUGGCGCACCUUUAUCUGAAGGGAACGAUGGCGAGGAUCUUGAUGGUAUUCCAUUGGACGGUGCCGCUUUACUCAAAGGCGCACUUAAGCAUAAAUAUCCGAUGAUGAGAAGCGUUGUGCACGACGAUAUCGACGGCGUACCGCUUGACGAUGAUCUCGACGGUGUACCCCUGGAAGACGAUACACCGUAUCAUAAACAAAAACCGAAAAUUGAUCGAUCGGCGGCGUUCGUGCCUUCGAAAUGGGAAAGUGUUGAUCCGGAAGAAGCCGAAGCUCAAGCUAUGACUACCAGUAAAUGGGAACUGCUAGAGCAGCAAAAUGCCAUGUCUGCUGCUACCUCUCAAGAUUCGCAAGAUAGUCAACGCGAUGUUGGAGAUUAUCCAGCCGACGAUGGCCUCGAUUCGAGUUUCAACAGAGAAGAUAGAAGAGCUAAACUUCGAGAAAUUGAGGUGAAAGUGAUGCAGUAUCAAGAUGAAUUGGAAUCAGGGAAACGUAGUCUGAAAGGAGGUACUUCUAUUCAUCAGCAAGUCGAACAUUAUCGAAGAAAAUUAUUAAGAAAGGCUGAAAAAGUAGAACGAACCGAACCGGAUAAGAAAGACGAUAAACGAGGCAAAAGAAGUCCAUCUUAUGACGAUUACUCUUCGAAUUCAAAAAGAUCAAGAAGAUCGCGAAGCUAUUCCGCUAGUCCUUCCCCCGGUAGCAAACGAUCCCACAGAUCUCGUAGCAGCACUCGCAGCCCAACGUACAAAUCGCAAAAAGACUGGUCACCCGGUUACAGAUCAUCGUCCAAAAGAGUGCGCGGAUAUUCGCCUAAUUCUCCGCGAUACAAACGUGAAUCGCCAGUUUCUAAACGACGAGCAGCGUCGCCAAAUUCGCCGCAGUCGCAUAAACGACGUCAAAUGUCACCCGAGUCUCCCGGCCCUAGAUCAAGACACGGAGGUCCGUCCGGUUCGCCAUCGCGGGGUAGAUAUAAUAGAAGCAGAAGAUCGGAAUCUUAUUCGCCUCCUCGAUAUCGCCAUGGUAGAGGAUAUUCUCCAGCGUCUCCUCGUAAACAUAAACAUAAGCAUAAGUACUAAGCUUCGAUUUUUCUGUCCCCUUUUUUUUCUCUUUCUUCUUUUUCUACGAAUUUAUUUAUUUUGUAUUAUAAUUAUAAUUAUUGUAUGUAUUAUAAUCCUUGUGAUAGUAGGCUACUGUAUUUUUCCGAUUAAGUUGUUCAUUUUUUCGAAUAAAUUGAUUUUGGCAUGUGAAUCUAGA